Messenger RNA from Hippocampus zosterae (dwarf seahorse), 2808 nucleotides. RefSeq names its product early growth response protein 1-A-like. Gene Ontology annotation, biological process: regulation of transcription by RNA polymerase II. Gene Ontology annotation, molecular function: DNA-binding transcription factor activity, RNA polymerase II-specific; RNA polymerase II cis-regulatory region sequence-specific DNA binding. The record is from RefSeq and is a predicted model, not a curated record. Bases 1124 to 2356 code for a protein of 410 amino acids. Lineage: Eukaryota; Metazoa; Chordata; Actinopteri; Syngnathiformes; Syngnathidae. The transcript is spliced from 2 exons.
GAGAAACGCCACCGGCGGCCAAGGACCAAUUAACAUGACGCACCGGGUACGCAUUUACGAGUGGUGUGUGUGUGUUUUUUUCCCCCACAGUAAGAAAGUCAUAUUAAGAAGAAGAUGCCGUCAAUAUCUAACACAUUUGGCUAUUGCAGAAUGCUGUAUGUUCAAAUGUAUCGCUUGUUAAAGUUGUUUUUUUUUUGUGCAAGCAUAACCGGUUCACGACGUGAUUGCCCAACAGGCACGCUGCAUGGCAGUCUGUGGCAUCGAUACUUGCACCCUCCAAGCACUCUUUCUUUGUUAAAUGUUAAUUUACAUUUUUUACAACACCUUCUAAUCACAGUACUUAAGUACUUUUACGCGACAGUUGCUUUCAUUUUAUCUACGGGGUUAAACUGCAGUCACUGUGUUGUUUUUUUCCUGAGCUGACGUAUGCAGGGAGGAGUCUCCUUCCCGGGUCAGGCUUCCAGACGGAAGACAUCCAUAUAUGGCCCAAGGAAAAAGUGACGUACGCGAGCAACACAUGAGAUGUAGGCCAAAUCCGAGUUGUUGACGUGGCCCCGUCACUUCCGGUCAUGGCGGUUAGCAAUAGUUUAGCAGCUACAGCGUCGCCAACCAGACAUAUAGCAUGGUUCCGUUUUGGUUUCUAUAAGUGUUUGUCUCAAGCCGUCUACGAAAUGGGUGGAAAUCUGGUAGCGAAAGUCAUUCGGCAUUUACGAAGAAAAAGCUCAUACCCGGAAGUUUACUGGCAGACUAACAGGAAAGUCCCGGCUCUGCCCAUACAUGGGCUUCCGUCUUGCCUUAUUUGGUAAUCUACGUCAUGACAGGAGUCUAUAUAAAGCCAGCCUCAAAGAGGACUCCUGUCGGAUCUCACGUUAAAUUCGCCGUGCGCAACAAGUGAAAACACCAACCGGAAACAAGCACUGUCAUCCCCUCAUUUACAAAAAAUAGUCACCUUAUCCGUUCACCGGGACUCUCCUUGCGAUCCCGGACCAGACCCAAACCUGCGUUGGCGUCUUCCGAGGGUCCGAGCCCCGAUAAGAAGCAAGUCCGGUACCCCCACACGGUACCUGGGCAACAGCGGAGUGCCGGUGCCCCGGAGCACCAGGAGCAGCCAAACCCCAGAGAGAUGGCCGCGACUAAAGCGGAGCUGCUCCUCUCGGCUCUGCAGAUCUCCGAGCCCUUGGCCAGCUUCCCACCUGUCUUGUCCCCGCUGGAGGGCUACCCGAAGCUGGAGGAGCUGCAGCUUCUUCUGCAGAACGCCGCCGAGGGCGGAGGGAUGCUGAGCGGGGAAAGCGGGGACUACGGAGACCUUCUGUCAGAACUGGCCGACCUGCAGAACCUCCCGCCGCUGACCCCCCGCAUACCCCCUCUAGCAUACAGCGGCCGCUUUACCUUCGAGCCGUCCUCUGCGUCCAGCGCCAGCUUGUGGCGGGAGCCUCUACUCAGCCUCUUUAGUGGUUUGGUCAGCGUCGCUGCUCCUUCUGCUCCCUCCUCUUCUUCUUCGGUGACGUCCACACUGAGCCAACCGAUUCUCAGCUGCGUCUCCACUGAUGUGGGCUCCAUUUUCUCCGUGGCACCAACAUUCACCACCGCCGCCGUCAACACCCUCGACAAUCAACCGGCUCCUUACCCAUCGCAGGGGCCUCCUCCGGCCUACCCGGCCUCUAGGCUGCCCAUGCUCCCAGAUUACAUCCUACCUCAGUCGCAGGAUGCCGAGCUCCUAAACCGGGACCGGAAGCCUGUGAUGUCACAAGGUGGGAAUCUCCCACAGCCGCCACUCACACCGCUCUCUACCAUCAAGGCCUUCUCCUCUUCACACGUGCCCAACCAGCCUCUCACCGCCCCCGCCUGCCAGCUCAGUAGACCAUGCAGGAGGAAGUUGCAGGGUAAAGCGUCCUCUCAGGAGCGUCCAUAUAUGUGCCCGGCGGAUGGUUGCGACCGCCGCUUCUCACGCUCGGACGAGCUGACCCGCCAUGUGCGGGUGCACACGGGACAGAAACCCUUCCAGUGUCGCAUCUGCAUGCGCAGUUUCAGCCGCAGCGACCACCUGACCACUCACAUCCGCACCCACACGGGGGAGAAACCCUUCGCCUGCGCCGAGUGUGGGCGCAAAUUCGCCCGUAGUGACGAGCGCAAGCGGCACACCAAGAUCCAUCAAAGGCACCGGGACCGCAAUACCAUCCCCGGUCCCCCCGCCUCUGCCACACCUCCCAUCUCCUCCUCGACUUGCUCCUCUUCCUACUCUUCGCCCGCUCACAGCUCCUCUUCACCCACACCUUCCAUAUUUAACCCGUCCUCCUUACCGAGCUACCAAUCAGAGCAUGCGCCCAGCAUCGCUUCACUUCACAACAUAUGCUAAGUCGGACAUCAGCCUGGUCAAUUUGUUCACUGAGCACAAACAGGACAAGUAAAACAGGACUUCAAAACAAAACCCAGGAAUUCACCAGGCUGUUUGGGACCUAUAAAUUAUCAACAAAUUGCAAAAUUUGUUGAGUUUUCCUAUUUGUUGAAUUCCUCAAGAACUGUGAUUAAUAUGAUCAAUGAUCAUCACAACGAUUCCAAUAGAUGCAAAGAACUCAAACCAGCAACAGUUCAUUCAACAAAUGCCCCAAACAAACACCUUGUGAACUGAACUGAAUGUAAAUAAAUAUAUAUUUUAUAUAUACAUAGAUAUACAUACUUGAAUAUUUUUGUACAGAUUUUUAUUUUGUUUACCUACUGUGUAGGUUUGUAUGUUCAAAUGCAUUUGAUACCAGAUGUAUUUUCCUCUGAACAGAACAAAGAAUAAAAAUGUGGAGUGCCAAAACAAUG